Molecule: messenger RNA, 1656 nt
Organism: Aspergillus aculeatus ATCC 16872
Lineage: Eukaryota; Fungi; Ascomycota; Eurotiomycetes; Eurotiales; Aspergillaceae
Product: crossover junction endodeoxyribonuclease
Exons: 2
Coding region: 1-1656 (551 amino acids)
Molecular function (GO): crossover junction DNA endonuclease activity; 5'-flap endonuclease activity
Source: RefSeq, a predicted model, not a curated record
AUGGGGAUCCCAGGCCUUAUCCAAGCGAUUGGUACUGGAGAGCGAAUUUCUUUGUCCAGGUUGGCGAUAGGACAUUUGGAACGCAAUGCAAGACCCAUUCGUGUCGCAGUGGACAUCUCCAUCUGGCUCUUCCAGGUGCAAGCCGGUCGGGGCGGCCGAAACCCCGAAUUGCGCACUUUAUUCUACCGGCUGCUGAAAAUCCUGGCACUGCCCAUCCAUCCGCUCUUUGUAUAUGAUGGACAGCAUAAGCCACCUUUCAAACGAGGUCGCGCGGUGGCCGCGCGCAGUUACGGGAGUGCGCCGAUCAUUCGGCUGUCGAAGAUCAUGGUGGAUUUGUUCCGGUUUCCACGCCACGAUGCGCCCGGAGAGGCUGAAGCUGAGUGCGCGAGGCUGCAAAAAGUCGGAGUGGUUGAUGCCGUUAUGAGCAACGACGUUGAUGCUCUGAUGUUUGGUUCAACGUUUACAGUAAUGAAUUUCUCGAAAGAGAGCGGUACGGGUAAUGCGGCGGCGACCCAUGUCACAUGCUAUCGCAUGGACAGCGCUGCGUACCCUUCUAAUAUGUUGAUCAACUCGCCUUCGAAUGCGAUGCUGGAUCGUGCAGGCAUGAUCUUGUUUGCGAUGCUAAGCGGUGGUGAUUACCUUCCCUCUGGUGUUCCGAAAUGUGGCAGCAAACUGGCCGGCGAAAUUGCCAGAGCGGGCUUCGGAGAAGAUUUGUUGGAGAUCAUCGAUUCCAAUGGUCCCGACAUGGAGGAGCGGCUGAGCGAGUGGAGAGAAAGACUUCAAUAUGAGCUCGAGGAGAACGAAAGCGGCUACUUCCAGACCAAGCACAAGGUUGUCCGAGUGCCGGAGACAUUCCCGGACAAAACUGUUUUAUCAUAUUAUGCCAAGCCCGUGGUGUCGACAAAGAGUGAGAUCGAUGUUUUACGGCACCGCUUGAGGAAUGCAUGGGACCAAGAGAUUGACGCGGUGCAGCUGAGAAGGUUCACCGCUGACACCUUCGACUGGAAGUAUCGUUCCGGUGCGAGAAAGGUGACCAAACUACUGGCCGAACCUCUAGUUUGCUACAGACUCCGCCUUGGAAAACAGGCCUCGGCCUUCUCCGCAAACCAGCCGAGACUGUCUACCAGCGAAGUGCCGAUGCUGCAAAAAAUCAACAAGAGCCGAGAAACCUAUAGCACAGAUGGUAUGACCGAAUAUCAGGUUGACAUAGUUCCCGUCGACGUCGUUGGCUUGGACAUCAUGGCCGAAGAACCAAACCCUCCCUUGCCUUCGCCGGGAACCACUGCGUCAGCCGACGAAGACGAAGAGGAGCUUGAGAACACCGCGGAUCCUGCUCCCCAGACAACAAUCAAAAGGCGUGUCACAAAACGGUACGACCCUUACAGCACCGAUAAGAUCUGGAUCUCCAAGACCUUGGCAACGAUAGGGAUUCCAGACGUUGUGGAAAAGUGGAAGAAGGCAGAAGCGGAGAAAGCGGAGAAAGCCAACGCACCGAAGAAGGCCACACGUAAGACGGGCCCGCGGAAGAAAGUCAUCGACCCGGGUAUGAAGCAGGGAAGCAUCUUGAAAUACGGAUUUUUGACAAAGGAGCGCUCGGAGAUUGGAAGCGACAAGCGCCUACAACUCGCGAAGAUUACAGAUGAUUCCGGUCUUUAG